AAUACAUGUGCUUGCUUCGAAGUCCACUUCUUCUCAAGAUUCGGCUGGGAGUUCGCUUGAUUCUGACGUCAUUCGACAUCCAGAUUAUGAAAACAAAGAAGGGUGUGAAAGAGAAAUCGGGGCUAUUUAGGAAGGGUCUGCAAAAGGAAGUGAAGUUAGGGUUUUCUUCAGGUAGUAAGAAAAAUGGGGGUGAAGGUAAGAUAACAGCUAAUUUUGAUGAAAUUGAAGCUCUUGUUAUGAUGAAUUUGGUCUCAAGUGGCAAGAUUGAAAUUAAUCUUGCAAAUGGGCGAUCUGAAACAUCCCACUUCAAUCUUGAAUCGGUGGAGUCCUUGCAUGGUAGUGAUCUUGUAAUAGAGCUCAAGUCCUUCAAAUGUCUCAGAAUUUGUCUUGCGUGGAGGAAGGAUCAAUGGUAAAUGGUGCUGGGAGGACACUGCAAGCUGGCCACAGUCCCCCUUUCGUUAGCUGUCCUGUUAUGGGAUCUGAUGAUGGUAGGAACAGUAGGUCGCGUAGCCUUCCGUCAAGAUGUGAAGGUCUGUCGAAUGGCAUGGUUCAUUCUAUUGUUGCAGGAUUUGAAAGAGGACAACCUUUGAUAGUGGAUGAUGGGAGGGUGUCGCCGGCCGUUGCUGGUGAGGCGAUGGUAGUUGGAAGCAGAUGAUGGCCUCUUAGGCUGGAUGGGGGGAUGGAAGUGCUUUAGGCCCAAUAUUUUCAUAAUGGGCUGAGGAAUCCCCAUGGAGUCAAUGUUAAUGGUUUGAAUAAUUUCUCUAUGGGUUUCUCAAAUGGGCCAGAGAAGGAAAUUGGGUUGGGUGUUGCUUCUUUGAAUAGAAUCAACAACGGUGAGGAGUUGCCAACUAGCAAUAAUUUUGGGCCUAGUAGUAACCAAAUGGUCUUUCCUAUGGACAAUUUUCAAAAUGGUGGAAAGAGUCCUCACGUGGGGGGCAGUGAAGUUGACCAAGAGGGGAGGCCUUUGGGCAGUUAGCAUCGGAGUUAGGUGUCUAUUGCCGGCGACCGGAAUCAGAGAGCUAAAAUGUUGAUGACGUACUUUAAACCGUCUAUGGAUGCACCAGGAGUGACAACAAUUUGCCCACCUGUAUCAGUUGCUAUUGAGGGAAGAACUGAAGAAGGCAGUGGGCAAAUUGCUUAGUGGGGUCGUUCAUAGAUAAAAAGCUUCCCUUUCACAUUGUUCAAUCGUAUGCGAUGAAGUUGUGGAGGAAAUAUGGGAUCACAGAGGUGAUGAUGAAUGAUAAAGUUUUCUUCUUUCUUAAGUUUGGAACUGAAUCUGAAAUGAUUCAAUGUGUGGAGGAUGGUCCAUGGCUCUUCCAAAACCGACCUAUUCUCCUUCAGAAAUGGCGUCCAGCUAUGGAGCUUAGUAAAAUAGCUCCUCAGGUGAUUCUGUUAUGGGUGAAACUGUUUGAUGUGCCUUUGGAGUUUUGGAAUAAUGUUGGCCUUAGCUAUAUCGCUAGUGGGGUGGGUGUUGAGCAUGGUUAUCAAACUUGGAUAUGGAUUGCAUUAUUGAAUAUUUUAUCAAGUAACUUAGGACAAUCAUUCAUGCGGGAAUCGCGAGUUUCGGAAAAGCUUCAGUAUUUUUACGAUAACUUGAGCUCUAAACUUCAGAUUUGGACGAUUCUUGAAGCGUUGGAAAGCUGAUUCGAAGGGCUAUAAUUCAUAUGUUCACGACUUUGCCAGAUUCUGGAGUUAUCAUGCUCGAUUUUGGACAUGUUUGAAGACUACGAAUUCUGGAUAGAUUUGAGCAAGAAGGAAGAAUAGAGGGCAAAACCGACUCUUCACAUUAGAGCUGGACUUAAUUGGGAGGAAUGAAGUUUGGAUCAGUACUUACUAUUAGAAUCCUUGAGAAGCCCAAACCAAAAGAAGCCUGGUUCCAGUUGGCAAUUAAUAAGAAAACUUGGAGUCCAAGAUAA
Molecule: messenger RNA, 1916 nt
Organism: Pistacia vera
Lineage: Eukaryota; Viridiplantae; Streptophyta; Magnoliopsida; Sapindales; Anacardiaceae
Exons: 2
Coding region: 1195-1644 (149 amino acids)
Source: RefSeq, a predicted model, not a curated record